Phragmites australis (common reed) is the source of this 309-nucleotide messenger RNA. RefSeq lists its product as uncharacterized. The record is from RefSeq and is a predicted model, not a curated record. The transcript has a single exon. Lineage: Eukaryota; Viridiplantae; Streptophyta; Magnoliopsida; Poales; Poaceae. Bases 1 to 309 code for a protein of 102 amino acids.
AUGUCCGAUUGUCACUCUGUUAGUACAUCGACUGACUCUCGAGCUAAACUUUCUGAGAUGGAUAGCGCGCUCGUCGCCGAUCCGACCAAAUACAGGAUCCUCGCAAGAGCCUUGCAGUACCUCACCCACACCCGUCCAGACUUGGCAUAUGCGGUCCAGCAGGUGUACCUCUACAUGCACGAUCCGCGUGAGCUGCAUCUUGCACUCCUCAAGCGGAUUCUGCUGUAUGUCAAAGGCAGCAUCGGCUAUGGUCUUCACCUCGGCACUUCUACCCUGACGACCCUGAUGACCUACUUCGACGUCGACUAG